CGAUCGAGGGAGCAGAACCGGGAGAACGGCGCGGAACUGUUAGCUCAGUAGGCCGGGCCUGGCUGUAGCUCCCCGGGCCUGGAGAGUCGGGCUCUGCGCCUGCGUCCACCUGGCAGCCGGCGCGGCGGCGGUCUGGGCUGCACCGCGCCGCCCAAGUGUCCGGCGAUCCAUGGGCCAGCAGCGAGGGCCACGAUGACAGAUUACGGCGAGGAGCAGCGCAACGAGCUGGAGGCCCUGGAGGCCAUCUACCCCGACUCCUUCACAGUAUUAUCAGAAAAUCCACACAGCUUCACCAUUACUGUUACAUCUGAGGCUGGAGAAAAUGAUGAAACUGUUCAGACUACACUAAAGUUUACAUAUAGUGAAAAAUACCCAGAUGAAGCUCCCCUUUAUGAAAUAUUCUCCCAGGAAAAUUUAGAAGAUGAUGAUGUCUCAGACAUUUUAAAAUUAUUAUCAGUGCAAGCUGAAGAAAAUCUUGGUAUGGUGAUGAUCUUUACUCUAGUUACAGCUGUGCAAGAAAAAUUAAAUGAAAUAGUAGAUCAGAUAAAGACUAGAAGAGAGGAAGAAAAGAAACAAAAGGAAAAGGAAGCAGAAGAAGCAGAAAAGAAAUUGUUCCAUGGCACUCCUGUUACAAUUGAGAAUUUCUUAAGUUGGAAGGCCAAGUUUGAUGCAGAACUCUUGGAAAUUAAAAAGAAACGGAUGAAAGAGGAAGAACAAGCAGGAAAAAAUAAACUAAGUGGAAAGCAGCUGUUUGAAACUGAUCAUAAUCUUGAUACAUCUGACAUCCAGUUCUUAGAGGAUGCUGGAAACAAUGUGGAGGUAGAUGAGUCAUUGUUCCAGGAAAUGGAUGACUUGGAGCUGGAAGAAGAGGAGGAGGAGGAUGACGAUCCCGACUACAAUCCUGCUGACCCAGGGAGUGACUCAGACUAACGGACUGCCCCCGUCGCUAGAGAGGCUUCACAGCCACAGCAUCUGUGGCUCUGCUGAGAGGGCUUUGAUUUUCCUUUCUUUUUUUUUCUAAGAAAAAAAUCAUUUUCAGGAGAAUAUUCUUCUGAUAGCUUACAUCAUUGAACUUAAUAAACUGACCUUAAAAUUUCAAAUAUAAAA
Molecule: messenger RNA, 1107 nt
Organism: Dipodomys spectabilis (banner-tailed kangaroo rat)
Lineage: Eukaryota; Metazoa; Chordata; Mammalia; Rodentia; Heteromyidae
Gene: Rwdd1
Product: RWD domain containing 1
Exons: 7
Coding region: 193-930 (245 amino acids)
Biological process (GO): cytoplasmic translation
Molecular function (GO): protein binding
Source: RefSeq, a predicted model, not a curated record